Messenger RNA from Laetiporus sulphureus 93-53, 1433 nucleotides. Its product is annotated as ATPase V1 complex subunit H. Gene Ontology annotation, cellular component: fungal-type vacuole membrane; vacuolar proton-transporting V-type ATPase, V1 domain. Gene Ontology annotation, molecular function: proton-transporting ATPase activity, rotational mechanism. Bases 48 to 1361 code for a protein of 437 amino acids. The transcript is spliced from 11 exons. NCBI's taxonomy places the organism in Eukaryota, Fungi, Basidiomycota, Agaricomycetes, Polyporales, Laetiporaceae. Gene Ontology annotation, biological process: proton transmembrane transport. The record is from RefSeq and is a predicted model, not a curated record.
GAACGCGCAGGCCAUCAACACAUUCCACACCGUGCACCGUACCAUCCAUGCCGAUACCCCUCGUCUCCAAUGCAUAUCUCGACGAGACGUCCGCGAAGAUCCGUGCGAAGCCUGUGCCAUGGGAGGCCUACCAGCGCGCAGACCUGAUCACGAGCGAUGAGCUGGCGAUGAUCAAGAAGGUAGACAGGCAGCCGAAGGCAAAGAUCGAGUCCCUUCUCCUUUCCGACGGCCAGGCGUACGCGCUGCUGUAUCUCCGCCUGCUCAAGAAGCUGCAACGGGUGGAUACGCAGCAAUGUAUCUUGGUGCUCAUUAUGGAUGCUCUAGCUGACCAUGAGGAACGCGUGCCAUUGUUCACCAGGGCUCAGAAUACAGACCCUGAGCUGCCAUAUGGUCCAUUAUCCCGAAUGCUUGAGUCCCAAGACGACUUUGUUCAGCUCAAAGCGACCCAAAUUAUGACAGUCCUUCUGAGUUCCGAGCCCUCAACACUACGCCCGCAGCAAUUCCAUCCGUUCCUCAAUACUCUUGCCGCAUUCAUUGUCGGAAAGACCCCGAACAAGCAAGACGUCGCCGUUCAGUGUCUCGAAGCCAUCCUCCCUCGACCCGAGUGCCGCAAGGCUGUUUGGUCUAACGCUCCACUCAUGACUGGGCUAGUCGACAUCCUCAAACGCAAUUCCAGCGCACAAAUGACCUACCAGGUCGGCUUCUGCAUCUGGCUGCUCACCUUUGACCAGGAGGUCGCGGAGCAGAUCAACAAGAAGUACGAUGUAAUACCCAUUCUCACUAACGUUGCGCAGAAUGCGGUGAAGGAGAAGGUCAUUCGCGUUAUCGUUGCCACUUUCCGAAACCUGGUCUCGAAGGCACCCUCCGCCAACCUCCCUGCGAUGCUUGUCUCUCAACUCCUACCGUUCGCGAAGAAUUUGUGUACACGGAAAUGGACCGAUGAGGAUAUCAUCGAAGACGCGCAGUACCUCCGUGACGAGCUUAAUGCGCGAUUCGAGAGCCUGACGACGUACGAUGAAUAUAGCUCAGAGCUGAUCUCGGGCCACCUAUCGUGGACGCCCGUACACGAGUCUGAACUAUUCUGGAAAGAAAAUGCAGUCAAAUUGAAUGAUAAUGACUACGCACAAGUGAAAACACUAAUAAGGUUCCUGAAUGAGUCAAGCGACCCCAUUGUGCUGGCGGUUGCCUCACACGACAUCGGUCAGUAUGUCAAGCAUUGCGAACGAGGGAAGAAGAUUGUCACGGAUCUGGGUGGGAAGACGCGCAUGAUGGAACUCAUGUCGCACGAUAAUUCCGAUGUACGAUAUCAGGCAUUGGUCACCGUACAACAUCUAGUUAGCCACCCGUGGGCUGCUGUCUAAUGGUGACGACGAUGUGUAUUACACAAAUAUUCUGGACUGUUUCAUUGGACACUAUUGGGUCGUAUGACGGCG